AUGGACUACAUGCGGUUAGUGGAGCACAGAAAUGUUCGAUUUCAAAAUAAAAUAGUUUUGUCCAAUUCAAAUGAGAAGCAGUGGCCCAGAGGAGAAAGUCCUAAGCCCAAAGCGGAAAGUUCGAGUAGGAGUCAGAAGGGUGUUGAGUCAGCAACAAGCCGGAUAUGUUACAACUGUGGAUCCAGAACGCACAUUGCGCCAAGUUGUCCCAGUCCAGUAAGACCAAAAGGAGCAUGCUACGGUUGCGGUUCAACAGCACAUCAGCGAUCAGCGUGUCCGGAACGUGAUCAGAAAAAUAGGAAUGACACAAAUGAAGAAUCUCGGCGACAGAACGAGCGGCAACAUAGUGGAUCAGCAGGAGAGAUCAGACUGUUAGAGCCAGCAUAUAAUGUAAGGGUAAGUAUAAUAUUAUGUAAGGAGACUGUUACUGUUAAUGCAUUGGUAGAUAGUGGUAGCCCAAUUUCUUUGAUUAAGUCUCAUCUUAUCCGGACUAGUGAACGAAAACCGUUUAAUAAUGAUAUUUUUAUUUCGGGUAUCAACGGGUCUCAAUUGAGUAUUGAAGCGGUCACUGAUGCUACGGUUUUAUUAGUUGAUUAUGAUUUAAAUAAGAAACAAAUAUUUUAUGUGGUAGAUGAUCAGACUAUGUUAUCCGAAUGUUUAUUGGGUAGAGAUUUUAUUAAGGGGAUGAAUAUUUGGUUUGGUGAAGAUGGUAGGAUUAUGGUAAAUUCGAAGCAAGAACAGUGUAAUGGUAAUGACUUUUUGGUUGACUUAGGGUUAAUAGAGUAUGAGUUGGAAGAUGAGGUGGAGUUGAACAUAGGUGAGGUAUCAUAUAGUGAUAGAUGUAAGUUAAAAAAAAUAUAUGAUAACUGUUACUCAAAAGGGUUAAAGCCAGAGUCUCCUGAGAUAAACUACGAAGUUAAUAUAAGUUUGAAAGACCACACUCCUUUUAAUUACCAACCUCGACGACUAUCAUAUGUAGAGAGGAACGCAGUGAAGGAUAUAAUUUGUGAGUUAUUAGAUAAAGGUAUUAUAAAGGAAAGUAAAUCUGAAUUCUGUUCACCCAUAGUAUUAGUCAAAAAGAAAGAUAAUACAUAUCGAAUGUGUGAGGAUUUGAGAGAAUUACCCGAUUCCACAUAUAGAUGA
Molecule: messenger RNA, 1143 nt
Organism: Macrosiphum euphorbiae (potato aphid)
Lineage: Eukaryota; Metazoa; Arthropoda; Insecta; Hemiptera; Aphididae
Source: the annotation of a GenBank genome assembly